UCCCGAAUACGAUCGAACCAUGAUAACCGGUCAUCGUUGUACCCUUCGCCAUCACUCAAUAACCCAUCUGGCACCAAUUCUCCCGGGAACAUCGAAAUGGGUUAAGCUUCGACGAUUUAUCCGCACUUUGAUGCUGGUCUCGCCAGAGCAUCCCGAAACGAAGAACUACCUGAAAAGCUACACUCAGAUAUCGAACGAAAACAAACGCCAGGUUGGUAGUCAUCCUCCGUACGUGAUCCAUCCAUUCAGCACCUUUCGGCAGUACUGGGACAUGGUGGUGUUUGUUGCGUUGACGCUGCAUCUGCUCAUGUUGGCAUUUGAUUUCACUUUCCUGAUCUUUCAAGAGGUAUCGGCAUACCAGGGAGCGAUACGGUUCGAUCUGUUUCUGUGCGGCGUUUUAGUCCUGGAGAUAAUGCUGAAGUUCAUCACGGGAUUUGUGAUAAAGGAAACCAAUGAGAUCGUGCUGGAUCCAAAGAGGAUUGCGUUGAACUAUUUGAAAUAUGGCCGAUUGGUAUAUGACAUGCUGCGGAGUUUGCCGUACGUAUUGCUGUUGGACACUUUCAACCGACGAUAUUACCGGUAUGCGGUGGAAAUUUACUUGGCGUUUAUAAUUUAUUUGUACGCAAUCAACAUCUUCCGGUAUCAAGAAAUCUUCAAGUAUUUCAAGAUUCUGCCGAGGAUGCUUCGUAUUGGAGAAAAGAAGAUCCUUGUCAUGAAGCUAGUGAUGAAUACCAUAUACGUGCUUCAUUGGAGUGCUUGUUUGCGAUACAUCCUACCGGAGUUGACGAUCGUGAUGCAACCGAAGAGUUCUGAUAUACUGGGAUUAUCUCGUUCAGAAGAUCUCAACGAACACUUCACCGUUGGUCACUUUCUUGUCGAUGUAUACUGGCGACACUUUCGACAUGAAGAUUCCGUUCGCUAUCCGAUAGGACGUAGUCGAAUGAUCGUCGAACCUCCCAGUUUUAAAAUGUACGUGCAGUACUACUUUGAUAAUCGGCCCAUAGACCAGCGGAUCGUUGAUCGGAAUUUCGUUCUGAUGAAGCUGUAUGACAUCCGAAAAAACGCUAGCAUAUUUGAAAGAUAUCUGGAGAGCAUGAUGUCAACGGUGAAGAUCUGCCUGCAAGCUGGAAGAGACGAAGAUGCCGGAAUACAUUUCAUCAAUAACAUUCUGACGUCGUUUCUCCUGCUAGGAGGCUGGAUCUGGUUUACUUACAUCCUGCUAAGCAUGGUUCGUUUGAUAGUGUCUUCGGAAAUGAGUCAAACAAAAUACGAAGAGUUUGUCAACGAAUUUAAAGCGUUUUCGUUCAACAAACGACUUAGCAAUGUCUUUAAGCGGAGGCUGCUGAGCCAUCUGGAUUAUCGGUACAGGAAGCACUAUUUUAACGCGGAUGCAAUUCUUAGGACCAUGUCUGACAAUUUACGAAGAAGCAUACAAAUGGAGAUUUGCUAUCAUUUGCUCAAGUACGUAGAGAUGUUUCGGGGAUUGCCAAGGUCCGUGGUGGAAGAUAUUGUCGACAAUUUGAUGUAUGAAAUCUUUCUGGAAGGAGACAAACUCAUUGAAGCCGGUACUCAAGGUGAUUCAAUGUAUUUCAUAGCGUAUGGAACCGCUGCUGUGUACUCUGCAGGAGGCGUGGAACUUGGGCAUUUGAUCGAUGGAGCUCACUUUGGAGAAAUGUCAAUUCUCAACAAGGGGAAUCAAAGGACGGCUACAAUUGCAGCACUGGAAAACUGUGAAGUGUACAGAUUAACGUAUGACAAUUUUCAUAAGCUGAUUGAACGACAUUCACAUCUGCUUCUCGGGAUGCACAAAUUGGCAGAGGAACGAGUAGCAAAGGCAGAGAAAGAUAGACAGAGUUUACCAGCGUCGGAAGUGUACGAUAAUUUUUUGCAAUAA
Molecule: messenger RNA, 1894 nt
Organism: Ochlerotatus camptorhynchus
Lineage: Eukaryota; Metazoa; Arthropoda; Insecta; Diptera; Culicidae
Exons: 2
Coding region: 20-1894 (624 amino acids)
Biological process (GO): sodium ion transmembrane transport; potassium ion transmembrane transport; regulation of membrane depolarization
Cellular component (GO): HCN channel complex
Molecular function (GO): voltage-gated potassium channel activity
Source: RefSeq, a predicted model, not a curated record